CCUCUUUAUCUUCCUUCAUCCGCCAUUUCUAUAAAACCAGUGGGCUGCACCCCGCCAUUGCAGCUACCCACAGAGCUUCAAAUUCACCAGUCAUAUCAGAUCCUUAUUCUUCUUCUACAUAUAUUCGCCAAUUUUCAGACAGAAGGAGCAGAAACAAACAAUCAUAGAUUUUUACAAAUAUAUUCUUCCGGCGGAUUUAUAACUGGAAUUAACUAAUAGAGUUUAGGGCUUUGGAUCGGAUUUCUCCCCUUGUCGAAAAUGACAAUGCAAAUCAAGAAGCUUAUGACCUUGCCGUCGCGUACGGGAAGACAUCUGCAGAGAUAUAAUCAAGGGUUUCGUCUAGUUGUAGGAUGUGUUCCUUACAGAAUUAGGAAAGGCAGCAGAUCCUCCUUACUCCAUGGAAUCUCUAUCGAAGAUCUUGAGGUUCUCCUCAUCACUUCUCAGAAAAGCACAAGAAAGAUGCUUCCUAAGGGAGGUUGGGAGCUUGACGAAAACAUCGAAUUAGCAGCGUCGAGGGAGACGCUGGAGGAAGCCGGCGUAGUCGGAAUUCUUGGGGAAAAAUUAGGCCAAUGGAUUUUCAAGAGCAAGAGCCAGGAGAAGUACCACGAGGGAUCGAUGUUCCCUUUAUUGGUGACCGAGGAAUUAGACGUAUGGCCGGAGAAAGGCCUCCGCAAGCGAAUUUGGAUGCCGGUAAAUGAAGCGGUUGAAGCCUGCGCCGACUUGUGGAUGAAGGAUGCAUUGCAUGCAUUUGUUAGCCAGUUCAAGGCGCGGACGAGAGUCGAGGGAGAGCGUCUAACGAAGUCGUGUAGAUUAGCUGAUUACUCAUUGGACCUCAAACUGAGGAUGAAGAGCUGAUCUCUUACUAUGCUUAAUUGACAUUGAUGAAUUAGCUGUACAUGAGUUAACAGACUUGUAGAUGCAGUUUCGACUUCGAUUGGAUCGGCAUUUCUUGAUUCGUUGUAUAGUUGCAAAAUUAAGAAGGCCUUUGAUAUCUUCUGGAAGCUGUAAUUUUAGGAGAUUAAAGGGAUCUGUUCUGUGUUAACCAUCUGAGGAAAAAAAAAAGAAAAAUUGAUCUUGCAGAAUUCUUUGA
Messenger RNA from Andrographis paniculata, 1090 nucleotides. RefSeq names its product nudix hydrolase 18, mitochondrial-like. The transcript is spliced from 5 exons. Gene Ontology annotation, cellular component: nucleus; cytoplasm. The record is from RefSeq and is a predicted model, not a curated record. The coding region runs from base 259 to 855 and encodes 198 amino acids. Gene Ontology annotation, molecular function: pyrophosphatase activity. Lineage: Eukaryota; Viridiplantae; Streptophyta; Magnoliopsida; Lamiales; Acanthaceae.